This is a messenger RNA of Arabis nemorensis, 2538 nucleotides long. The record is from the annotation of a GenBank genome assembly. Lineage: Eukaryota; Viridiplantae; Streptophyta; Magnoliopsida; Brassicales; Brassicaceae.
AUGUUUCUGUUUUCUUCAUCGUCUUUACAAUUACGCAAGAGCUUUUUCCCGCCGAUUUUAUCAUUGUUCCUGAGCUUGAACAAGAGUUUGAAAUCAUGUGGGUUUUCUUCUGAUUCAACUAAAGCCCUACCUUCAUGUGUCUCUAAAUCAAUCAAAGUAGGCAACUUUAAUCUAUUAUUAGAUUCUGAUUACGAUGCGAAUUCGCAACUAAAAGAGGCGAAUUUGGUCCUUCGUUCGCUUCAAUCCGAUCCCAAUUCUGCUCUUGAGUACUUCCGAUGGGCGGAGAUUUCUGGAAGAGAUCCUUCUUUCUUUACACUUUCACACGUUUUGAUCCGACAUGGGAUGUUCGGUGUUGCACAUAAGGUGUUUGAUGAAAUGAUUGCUAAUCGCGGAAAGGAUUUUCAUGUUCUGGGUUCGUUGUGGGAUGGUUCAAUGGACUUUCCUUUGAAUCACGGUGUUUUCUAUGGGUUUUUGAUGGAAUGUUGUUGUAGAUAUGGUAUGGUUGAUGAGGCUAUGAAUAUAUUUGUGUAUAGUAUUCAGUCCGGUGUAGUUAUACCGGAGGUUUCUGUAUAUAGGUUGCUAAAUUAUUUGAUUGAUGCUGCUCGUAUUGACUUAAUUGCUGAUAAUUGGGAUAAAUUAUGUAGAGUUAUGGUCCCUUCUGGUUUGAGUGCUUAUGGGUUUGUGUUGGAUAGUCUUUUCAACAAAGGAGAGGUUACAAAGGCUUUAGAUUUUCACCGACUAGCCAUUGAGAGAGGAUUUCAUGUUGAUAUAGUUUCUUGCAAUAAGAUUUUGAAAGGUCUUUCAGUUGAUCGGUUAGAGGUAGCUUCUCGUAUGUUAAGCUUGGUGUUGGAUUGUGGUCCGGCGCCUAAUGUGGUGACUUUUGGUACAUUGAUUAAUGGGUUCUGCAAGAGAGGCGAAAUGGAUAGAGCGUUCGAGCUUUUCAAAGUUAUGGUGCAGAUGGGAAUAGCGCCGGACUUGAUCGCUUACAGCACUCUGAUUGAUGGAUAUUUCAAGGCGGGGAUGUUAGGAAUGGGUCAUAAACUUUUCUCGCAGGCAUUACAGAAAGGCGUAAAGUUGGACGUAGUUGUUUUUAGUUCAACGAUUGACGUAUAUGUAAAAUGUGGGGAUUUCGUAACAGCAUCUGAUGUGUACAAGAGAAUGUUGUGUCAAGGGAUUUCCCCUAAUGUUUUUACCUACACCAUUCUGAUAAAAGGCUUGUGCCAGGACGGUAGAAUUUACGAGGCUCUUGGUAUAUAUGGUCAGAUCUUGAAACGUGGUCUGGAGCCAUCAGUUGUAACUUAUAGCAGUCUCAUUGACGGAUUUUGCAAGUGUGGGAACUUGAGAUCCGGGUUUGCUUUGUACGAGGAUAUGAUAAAGAUGGGUCAUCCACCUGAUGUUGUCAUCUACGGUAUGCUUGUCGAUGGCCUUUGUAAGCAAGGGCUAAUGCUCCACGCUUUGAGAUUCUCUGUUAAGACUCUACGUCAUUCGGUCCGGGCCAAUGUCGUAGUUUUUAAUUCUUUAAUAGAUGGCUGGUGUAAGUUAAAUCGUUUUGACAAGGCUUUGAAGGUGUUUAGAUUGAUGGGGAUAUAUGGUAUAAGCCCUGAUGUAGCUACAUUCACCACGCUUAUGAAAGUGAGUCUCAUGGAAGGUAGAUUAGAAGAAGCAUUGUUUCUUUUUUUCUGGAUGUUCAAAAUGGGUUUUAAACCUGAUGCUGUAGCAUUCUGUAUGCUAAUGGAUGCAUUCUGCAAGCAUAUGAAGCCAACCAUUGGGCUUCAGCUUUUUGAGCUGAUGCAGAGGAAUCGAAUUUCUAUGGAUCUUGCGAUAUGUAAUGCUGUCAUUAAUUUGUUUUUCAAAGGUCACCGUGUGGAAGAUGCUUCUAAGUUCUUUAAUAAUCUUAUCGAAGGAAAUCUGGAGCCUGAUAUUGUGACAUAUAACACAAUGAUAUGUGGCUACUGCUCUAUUAGAAGGUUAGAUGAAGCAAUGAGGAUUUUCGAGAUGCUCAAAUUUACCCCUUUUGGACCCAAUGCCAUUACUUUGACUAUACUAAUCCAUGCACUCUGUAAAAAUAAUGAUACGGAUGAUGCUAUAAGGAUGUUCUCCAUGAUGAAGGAAAAGGGCCCUAAACCAAAUGUCGUCACAUACGGUUGUCUGAUGGAUUCCUUUGCAAAAUCCGUCGAUAUUGAAGGUUCUUUCAAGCUUUUCGAGGAUAUGCAAGAGAAGGGUAUUUCUCCAAGCAUAAUAAGUUAUAGCAUCAUAAUCGACGGUCUUUGCAAACGAGGAAGAGUGGAUGAAGCAACAAACAUCUUCCAUCAAGCCAUUGAUGCAAAGUUAUUGCCUGAUGUUGUUGCGUACACAAUUCUUAUUCGUGGCUGUUGCAAGGUUGGAAAACUCGUUGAAGCUGCAUUGUUGUAUGAACAUAUGUUAAGAAACGGAGUCAAACCAGAUGAGUUGAUGCAACGAGUCCUUUCAGAAUAUAAUCCACUGAAAUGGUUGAUGAGCAAAGGGAUUUGGAUACACGAUAAAACGACACCUGACUAA